CAACCUCAUCAUCUCAAGCAGGAUGAGAGCCAGAAAUCGGCUCCUCCUCAGCUUUGCCACGGUCUGCUUCACAAUCUCCAGUCGCUGUGAAACAUCCUGUGGUUGUAGGAGGUGGGCUAUGAGCCGGUGUCUAGGUGGCAAACAGGAACCCAUUUAAACCAGAGGAGAGACUGAACAGACGCGCAUCGGACGGAUGACAGCAAAAAUCUGCGCACAGGGGAAGUAACAUGAGAAGCGGUCGCUCUGUCUCCACCUCCGCUGCUUGAAUGCUGCCCUUUAAGGAGGCUGCUCUCGCUGCGGAUCCUGUUUGACGGUGAUGCGCUGACAGGAUGGGGAUGCUCCAUAGGUGUUUGGUUAAAGUGCGGCAAACCUCUUUAAAAAUGCAAUGAACAGAUAAACUGAUCCUGACGUGCUUCGACGCUUAAAAGAGAAAUUCGGGUGUUUUGCAGAUGUAAGGAUCUCGGAGAUAAAAGAUUUUUCUCAUGCUGCCUGAUGACAGAGGCGGAAUUUAAUGUUCAACUGACAUAUGUGAAGGAAUUGCUUUUUUUGUUUUGGAUCGUUGCACUCAGUGCCUGGAAGUGAAGACGUUUGCAAACUGUUUUAUCUUAUCUGUUGUUAUAACCUUCGGUCUGUCACCUGGACUUCAGUGCAUCCCUCUGUUUAAGCCUUCCAACCAAAGUGGUUCUUCUAUGACAGCAUGGAGUGGAACACUGGAGCCACACUUAAUGGUGAACCAGAGUGUCUUUUUCCGGCUGUAAACCAAAUCAUCAUCUAACGUUCACCUUUUUUUUAUUAUAACAAUACCCAUGACACGGCCUUAGUGUCUUUAGUUUUCACAUAAAAAUUGCUGCUGUGAUGGUAAAUCGCGAACCGCGCUGGUUCGCUGGAAAUAACGCGAGAUUUGGCCCUAUACUUUCAACAUUUGGAACUAGGAGCCACGAGACCCGCCAAUAGCUUUAAGAAGCGGCACGCGCCAUGGAUGACUCUGGCAUCAUUCGAAGACGAAGGCUGCAGAAGGAUCUACCUCUGCCUCGUAAAAGUAGCAGUUGUAGAACCAGUAACCGGAAGAGCCUCAUUCUGACCAGUACUUCCCCCACCCUGCCGAGGCCGCACUCUCCAUUACCUGGACACAUAGGAAGCAGUCCAUUGGACAGCCCGCGCAACUUUUCACCAAGCGGACCUGCCCACUUUUCCUUCGCCUCAUCCCGAAGGGCUGAUGGUCGUAGAUGGUCUUUGGCCUCUCUACCUUCCUCAGGUUAUGGCACUAAUACACCCAGUUCAACGUCAUCCAGCUCUUCUCAGGAGCGUCUGCACCAGCUGCCCUUUCAGCCAACCAUGGAUGAGUUGCACUUUCUGUCUAAGCACUUUGGCAGCACAGAGAGCAUCACAGACGAUGACGGAGGGCGACGUUCGCCACAUGUGCGCCCUCGCUCCAGAAGCCUCAGUCCGGGGCGCUCCCCAUCCUGCUAUGACAAUGAAAUAAUGAUGAUGAACCAUGUCUACAAGGAACGCUUCCCCAAGGCUACAGCUCAGAUGGAGGAGAGGCUGGCAGAGUUCAUCCAGAAUUACUCUCCAGAGAACGUUCUGCCCCUGGCUGAUGGGGUCCUCAGUUUCAUCCACCACCAGGUUGCUGAGAUGUCCAGAGACUGCCUGACCAAAUCGCACGAGGGGCUGAUAACAAGUGUUUAUUUCCGAGAGCUGCAAGAGAAUCUGGAGAAACUGCUCUACAAUGCAUAUGAACGCUCAGAGAGUUCGGAGCUUACCUUCGUCACCGAGCUUGUCAAAAAGCUCUUUAUCAUCAUAUCUCGUCCUGCCAGGCUGCUAGAGUGUUUGGAGUUCAAUCCAGAGGAGUUCUACCAUCUACUGGAGGCUGCAGAGGAUCACGCCAAAGAGGGACAACUAAUGAAGGCAGACAUCCCCAGAUAUAUCAUCAGUCAACUUGGGCUGACCCGGGAUCCGCUAGAAGAAAUCGUGAGCCUUGACAGCUAUGACAGUGAGGGUCCACAUACCCCAGAGACGGAUGACUCAGCCGAGGGAAAAGGCAAAUCCAUCAAGCCACCCUGUGAAGAAGACUUUCAGACCAUCAAACUGAUCAGCAACGGAGCUUAUGGUGCCGUGUAUCUGGUGCGGCACAGGGAGACACGUCAGCGGUUUGCCAUGAAGAAGAUCAACAAGCAGAAUCUGAUCCUGAGGAACCAGAUCCAGCAGGCGUUUGUGGAGAGGGACAUCCUGACUUUUGCAGAGAACCCUUUCGUUGUGUCCAUGUUCUGUUCCUUUGAAACUCGCCGCCAUCUCUGCAUGGUUAUGGAAUAUGUGGAAGGUGGGGACUGUGCCACUUUGCUGAAGAACAUCGGGGCUCUGCCUGUAGAGCUAGCAAGGAUGUACUUUGCUGAAACCGUUUUGGCCUUGGAGUAUCUACACAACUAUGGUAUCGUUCACAGAGACCUGAAACCUGACAAUCUACUGAUCACCUCCAUGGGGCACAUUAAGCUGACAGACUUUGGGUUGUCAAAGAUGGGUCUAAUGAGCCUCACCACUAACCUUUAUGAAGGACACAUUGAGAAAGACGCUCGGGAAUUCCUGGACAAACAGGUGUGUGGGACCCCUGAGUACAUCGCUCCUGAGGUGAUUCUCCGACAAGGCUACGGAAAACCUGUGGACUGGUGGGCCAUGGGCAUCAUCCUGUAUGAAUUCUUGGUGGGGUGUGUGCCUUUCUUUGGGGACACACCUGAGGAGCUGUUUGGACAGGUCAUCAGUGAUGACAUAGUUUGGCCAGAAGGUGAUGAGGCUUUGCCUGCAGACGCCCAGGCCCUCAUCUCUGCUCUGCUGCAGACCAACCCUCUCGUAAGGCUGGGCACAGGUGGAGCUUUUGAGGUCAAACAGCACUCUUUCUUUUCCACGCUGGACUGGAACAGUUUGUUGAGACAGAAAGCCGAGUUUGUCCCCCACCUGGAGUCUGAGGAAGACACCAGCUACUUUGACACCCGCUCAGAUCGUUACCACCACAUCAACACGUACGAUGAGGAUGACACCAAUGAUGAUGAGCCCGUAGAGAUCAGACAGUUCUCCUCUUGCUCUCCUCGCUUUAGUAAGGUGUACAGCAGCAUGGAGCAUCUUUCCCAGCUGGAGCAGAAAGCUACAACCUCUGUUUCCCGUCGGGAACACAGAAGCCCACGGGAGGACAAGGUGACGAAAAGAGAGAGCCUCGGAAGCUUCGGCAUGAGGGAGAAAAGCUGGAGGACUGGGUCUCCGGAGAUGAAGCGGCUGUCCUGCUCUGAGUCUCUGUACUCGGAAGGAGAUGCGAGUCCUCCUCUUGGUGCCAGGCGCCGCUUCUCAGCUUUGAUGGACACCCAUCGUUUUGCCUCAACUUUUGAAGGGGAGUCGGAUUCUCUGACCCGCCAGAACCUGAUGAGGUUCAGAGGAACCUCACUAGAUGGGACAACCGUCCCUUCACCAAGCCUCCUGGAGCACAGGCCCUUUGUGAGGGAGCUCAAUGGAGCAGGUAUGUUGGCAGAUUUAGAAGGCAAACAUUCUAUUAAACUGAUUAAAUCACUUAUUGAUCAAACCAUCGGACUUCUUGCAGAGAAAUCACCCAGACUUUCAGAGACAUCCAACAUAAGCUCAGCCAUCAUGACAUUAUCCCCUGGUCCUGUCGCGCCCUGUCGAGAUGUGAUCACCCCUCUGUGUGACCCCUUGGGGGCUAGAGCCACCAAUGACCUGGUCCUCCGCCGGGCACGCCAUCACCACUUAUCUGGCGACGGAGAAAAACGGAACUCACGACAAGGAAACAAGGUCAUCAAGUCAGCGUCGGCCACAGCUCUGUCCGUUAUCAUCCCGUCAGUGGAGCAACACGGUGGCUUCUCUCCACUGGCCAGCCCCAUGUCACCUCAUUCCUUCUCCUCCAACCCCUCAUCCCGUGACUCCUCACCGAGCCGAGACUUCUUUCCUGCGGUCACCGUUCUUCGAUCCCCGAUCACAAUUCAUCGCUCUGGGAAGAAAUAUGGCUUUACCCUAAGGGCUAUCAGAGUUUACAUCGGAGACAGUGACAUCUACAGCGUCCAUCACAUGGUUUGGCAUGUGGAGGACGGAGGCCCGGCUCAGGAAGCCGGUCUGUGCGCAGGUGACCUGAUAACGCACGUCAACGGUGAGCCGGUCCAUGGUUUGGUCCACACUGAAGUGGUGGAGCUCAUCCUCAAGAGUGGCAACAAGGUGACGGUGACAACUACGCCUUUUGAGAACACCUCCAUUAAAGUGGGGCCAGCCCGUAAAGCCAGCUACAAGUGCAAGAUGGCUCGACGAAACAAGAGGACAGCUGGGAAGGAAAGUCAGGACAGUAAGAAGCGCAGCUCCUUGUUCCGUAAGAUCACGAAGCAGUCCAACCUCCUCCACACCAGCCGCAGUCUCUCCUCUUUAAAUCGCUCACUAUCCUCCAGUGAGAGUCUUCCUGGCUCCCCGACUCAUAGCCUGUCUGCCAGGUCUCCGACUCAGGCCCACCGCUCGACGCCCGAGCCCUCCUACCUCGGAGCUUCUUCCCAGAGCAGCUCUCCUGCCUCCAGCACUCCAAACUCACCCUCUCCCUCUCAGCACAUGAGGCCCAGCUCUUUGCAUGGCCUUUCCCCAAAACUUCACCGCCAGUAUCGCUCUGCCCGCUGCAAAUCUGCUGGAAACAUCCCUCUAUCCCCUCUGGCACACACACCCUCCCCUACCCAGUCUUCCCCUCCUGCUAUGCCAGGCCACACAAUAGGAAGUUCGAACACGACACAGUCUUUUUCUGCAAAGCUCCAUUCCUCGCCACCAGUGGUCCGACCCAGGCCAAAGAGCGCAGAGCCCCCACGGUCACCUCUCCUUAAGCGAGUGCAGUCUGCAGAGAAGCUCGGCUCUCCUCUGACCCAGUCCAGUUCAACCGGAGGACUUGGAGGUCCGCUGAGGAAGCACAGCCUAGAGGUGCAGCACUCUGAGUACCGCAAAGAUGCCUUCCUCUGUGAGCUUGGACUCCAGAGCCUGAUGGAGACGGAAGGAGAGAACCUGCCUCCCAAUGUUCCAACGCCGCCAGUUUCCUCCACUGUCCCAGAGACUGGUGUGCUGAAGCCUGUAAGGAGGCUUGGGAGACAGGAGUCACCCCUCAGCAGGGAGACUCUGCUAGCUGGAAGGGAAAGGGAAGAGAGAGAAAGAGGGAGAGAAAGGGAAAAAGACAGAGAGAUGGGGAUAAAUCAGGCAGGUGGGCCAGGGUCACAGUCAUCUUUGGUGAGAAAAUCUCAUUCAAGUGACAUUAGCAUGAACUCCAAACACAGUGAGGAAAACAGAAAAUCCACAACUCCUGGUUCUCCUAUCAAAACUGCAGGCACAUCUCCUGCACAACUAGAGGUUAAAAACAGCAAAGAUCUCCAGCUCAAGCAACAAGGAGGGAAACCUGAGCCAAAGCAAGAGGUAGAAAACAAAGAUAGAUCCUGUCUGACAACUGCUGCCUUAAAUAAGAGCUCUUCUACCUUGGAAAAAUCAACCGCAAUCAAAACAGGAGCUUCUCUGACCAUGAAUAAGACUUAUAAGUCAUCAGGUAUCGGAAACAACCAGCGGAAGUCUGACAACAAUGAUUCAAGAACUGCAGAGCUGGGCUCCAAAAGCCCAAAACUGCAAGCUCGGGUUCUGGCUCCUGUGGUUCCCUCACAUGGGCCGCCGCUCUCAAUGGGUAAAGUGAGGCAAGGGUUGGGUCCCGUUAAUUGUUACAGGGGAACUCUGGACUGGGAAGAUAAAUGUCGCCUGGAAGUGGUGGAGGAGCAUUCGCCCUCUCCGUCCCCCUCCCCAACAGCUGUCACGCCCUCUCUCUGUGGACCUUCGCUUUGUAAGUCGCGGCCUAUUUCCCCCGGAGACAAGACGAGUUUCGUCAGCCAGCUCACAACCGUGGCCAAAAAUGUCCUCGGACCAAUCAAGCUGGGCUCUACAGAGGGGGCCAAGAAUAAAGAGCAGCAGAACAAGGCAUCAGAGGAGAAGCAGGGGGCUGCCACUGGGAAGUUGGACCCUCCUGCAGGAGCUCGAGUGGUGACUCAAAGUCCUGGCAAUUCUCCGCUUGAAAAAGCAGCACCUGGGAACCUUCCAAAAAUGUGACCCCCUCUUCCCAGGAUCUUCAAAUCAAGUCAGACACUAGAAGAAAAUACUAAAAACAUUUUUUUGGAAGGGACAAAAUGAAAACGGCACUUAAAGAUGUACAUUCCAGUUUCAUAGUAUAUAAAGUCUUAUUUAUUAAUUAAAUCCUUGAAAAAUUCUAAUGUAAAAGCAGAAAAAAAAAAGAAAAACCCGUAAAGGUGCAUUAACUGUUGGUUUUCUAUGAUGCAUACUUUAUAAAGACACAUAGUCACGUAAAGUGGAACACUUUAUCAGAUAUAUAUCUAUGUGUGUGGGUCAAUGUGAAUGCAUGCUAUGUACUGUACGUGCAUAAUAGGUACAAGAGGGUCAAAAAGUGCUUUACUGAUCAAAACAUGCUGAAUACCGUGAAUACCAAAUUCUUUUACUCUGUUUUUACCAAACCAGGAUGGGUUUUUUUUUGUUGUUCAAACCGUAUAGUGAAUCAGUCAAGUUGUAGUAUUUGCUCCGAGCAGUACAUAUUGCACACAGCAUCGGUUUGGCGUCUGGAUAAAAGCAGAGGCAUGGUUAGGCCUGUUUCCUCAUUCGCUGAACGGUCAGCCGAAGCCACGGCGAUCCUCUGUCAGCGGAUGUUACAUUAGGACCUGUCUGUCAUAACUGUGUGUGUUUAUCCUGUCCUCCUGUACUAAGGAUUCUGGAAAGCACCAGAGGAGAAAGAGAAGGACUGAACUUGGGGCUCAGUGCUUAUCUCGCUCUCACAGGAAGGCCACAGCAGCCUUUCUUCUCCCUCAGCCUCUCCGUCCAGCCAUGCGCAGAAGCACAAACACUCAGAAAGCAUUUACAUCGCCGCAGGAGACAGCUCUGUCAGCAGCUGAUUUAAUACUCUUUUAAUCCAUACUCCUGUUGUGGUCUGUGAAGCAGAAGACAGGUGUGUCUGAAAAAGGUUGAACACAUGUUUGUUUUUUCUGGGAGCCAUUAUGCUCAUUAAGGCGGCGUGACAGAAGGCAGCCUGGAAAUCUGUAGUUAGGUUCCAGGGAUAAUUGGGACACAAGAAGGAUUAAAAACCUCUAAUCGACUUAUCGCACACACACAAUGCAGGCUGAUAAGACUGUAGGAAGAGUAGAAUACUUAUAUAUCAUAUAAGCACAUGUAUUGAGUAAAGUGAAGAGUUUUCAGCCAGGCAGUUAAUGAUGUAGCAUAUUUAACUUGAAGGGCUCUGCGGCUAAAGUACAGGUUGUGCAGAUAGAACUGAAAUAGUCCAGUAAACUUGUUGUUUUUCUUUUUUUUCCAAAUCAAAGCAGCAGUUUAGUAACCUGACUCCGCCAGAUGGAUUUGCUCCG
Molecule: messenger RNA, 7418 nt
Organism: Cyprinodon tularosa
Lineage: Eukaryota; Metazoa; Chordata; Actinopteri; Cyprinodontiformes; Cyprinodontidae
Gene: mast1a
Product: microtubule associated serine/threonine kinase 1a
Exons: 26
Coding region: 976-6102 (1708 amino acids)
Biological process (GO): intracellular signal transduction; peptidyl-serine phosphorylation
Molecular function (GO): ATP binding; protein serine/threonine kinase activity; magnesium ion binding
Source: RefSeq, a predicted model, not a curated record